Messenger RNA from Rotaria sp. Silwood1, 222 nucleotides. Lineage: Eukaryota; Metazoa; Rotifera; Eurotatoria; Philodinida; Philodinidae. The record is from the annotation of a GenBank genome assembly.
AUGUUAUAUCAAUCGACACUUAUUCGUCAUUUAUCAACUACUUGUCCGUUUACUAUGACUCGUUAUCUCAUAGUUAUAGCAGAUUUUCUAGUGGCGAAUACAAUUGAUCAAUUACUUGAACAUCAUAAUCAAACUGAAUUACUUUCUAGAUUUCGAUCAUGUCUCGAUUCUAUUAAACAUAGUGCAAGUUCUUAUAUUCUUGCUAAAGUUGCUCUAGCUUAA